Messenger RNA from Lentinula edodes (shiitake mushroom), 1140 nucleotides. RefSeq lists its product as uncharacterized. The record is from RefSeq and is a predicted model, not a curated record. The coding region runs from base 1 to 1140 and encodes 379 amino acids. The transcript has 4 exons. Lineage: Eukaryota; Fungi; Basidiomycota; Agaricomycetes; Agaricales; Omphalotaceae.
AUGAGUUUCCAGCAUUUUAGAUUAGGUGAAAUGGCCAUGGCCAAUCCCCCACCUCAUCUUAUGCACCUCCACGGUUCGGCUACAAAUAUACACGGCCAUCCUCAGCAAUCCCAGCAAUCCUCCCAAUUUACUACUAUAGAUAAUACAAACAAUUCUUUUUCCAACAAUACAUCUAAGAUUUCCCCCGGUUCUUCCAAUAAACAACCUUACGGAUCGGGAGACACCGAUGAUGGCUAUACACUUGUUUUUCCAAACCUUGCUGCAUUCAACGAGUGGCGAGAAAGAGAAGAAGAAAAUCAGGUCGUAGAAUUUGUGAAGGGUGACACUCAUGGUAGUAAAGCAGUACCUCCACGUUUCAAGGAUCAUACGAAAUUAGUUUGCGCUCGACAUUCGCGGAGUGGGCGAAAGAAAUAUGUCAAAAAACAUCCAGAAAGAGUGAGAAAAGUGCCCAGUCGGAAACUGGAAGGUCAAGGUUGUCCUGCAUCGAUUAGUUUCAAAACAUACUAUGACACUGAUGAAAUUCGAGCCUGCUAUAAUUCUCAACACUCUCAUGAAAUAGGGCCUGCCAAUUUAGCAUUUACUCGUCGAGGCCGCAGGGCCGCUGCGGAGGCGGAGAAGACUAAGUCGAAUAAACAUAUUCGGUUUGCAAAUGACACCAACUCCGUCAACGAUGCUUCGACCUCUACAUCCAUUGCCGGACCUUCAGCUAUUCCCCAAUCCUUGCCUGCUAACAAUUACACAUCCGCCGUAUCUAUGAUCGCCCCUCUCCCACCCACGCAAAACUCUUACCAGACUACUCCGUCACAAUCCUACAAUUAUCAAACUCAGUACCAGUAUGCCUCCACACCCGCCCCAGUCCCUCCUCCGGCUCCAGUGCCGCCCCCGCAGUCCAGCAACGACGCCUUUAGUCAUGAUCGUUGGGCAAAUAUGGAGACUUUGUUCCAAUCUGUUCGGGAGCAUGCUAGGACUUUCGCAUACCCUAGUGCUAGUGUUGCAGUCCUGGAAACUGUUCUCAUACGGCUGUUCCUGGAAAGUCCUUCUCAGCCUGGAAUGGGUCAGCAGCCAAUGACCGCUCCAUUGAUGCCACAAUCUAUGUCAACACGCAUGGAUGACGAGGACGGCUCCUCAGAAGAGACAUGA